AUGAGAAGAACAAUCAGGGUUAUCUGCAAAUAAACCAAAUUAGGGAUUUCAUUAGCUAGGUCACCUUCUGCUUCCUCUCCGUAUAAAACAUCACUACCACCCAAUUCGUAAACCCUAAUUCAGCCGACGAGCUGACAGACUACAACCAUGACUUUCAAGCGCAGGAAUGGUGGACGCAACAAGCAUGGACGAGGACACGUCAAAUUUAUCCGCUGUUCCAACUGCGGCAAAUGCUGCCCUAAGGACAAGGCCAUCAAGAGGUUCCUUGUCAGGAACAUUGUUGAACAAGCAGCUGUUAGGGAUGUUCAGGAAGCCUGUGUCUAUGAUCAAUACACUCUUCCCAAGCUAUAUGCCAAGAUGCAAUACUGUGUUUCUUGUGCCAUCCACUCUCACGUUGUGAGGGUUCGAUCACGCACUGACAGGAGGAACCGUGAGCCUCCACAGCGCUUCAUUAGACGCAGGGAUGAUGCGCCAAAGCCUGGACAACCAGGACAGGCCCCUCGUGUUGGAGCUGGUGGAGCUCCUCCCCGUGCUUGAAGGAACCUUUUAUGUGCUAUUUAAUUUUCUCAUGGUUUCUCAAAUUUCGUGGAUUUCAAUUUUAUUAGGAUUUUUCAAUAUAUUUUGAGGGCUUUGUUUUGAGUAUCGAAUUAUGUUUACUUCUGAAAUCCGAUCAAUUUUUUAUUUAACAGGGUCUACUACUUGGAUUUCUUUUUUGUUUUCUGUCACGACUCUAUGAUCUAUCAAUCCUUUGUAGUAAAUCUUUUA
Molecule: messenger RNA, 765 nt
Organism: Benincasa hispida (wax gourd)
Lineage: Eukaryota; Viridiplantae; Streptophyta; Magnoliopsida; Cucurbitales; Cucurbitaceae
Product: small ribosomal subunit protein eS26x-like
Biological process (GO): translation
Cellular component (GO): ribosome; cytosolic small ribosomal subunit
Molecular function (GO): mRNA binding; structural constituent of ribosome
Source: RefSeq, a predicted model, not a curated record